AUGUAUGUUGCAGAGGUAUUAGUAUCUUUGCUAACUGCUACUUUUGCAGAAUUACCAGUCUCUGUAAUGCAUAAAACAAAUUGGAGAGAAGUUGAAGGUCCUUCGAGUAAGGCUCAUAAACAGUUUCAUGAAAAUAAACGAGCUUUUAUGUUAUGCAUGAAAAUCA
Molecule: messenger RNA, 166 nt
Organism: Racocetra persica
Lineage: Eukaryota; Fungi; Glomeromycota; Glomeromycetes; Diversisporales; Gigasporaceae
Source: the annotation of a GenBank genome assembly